GGGGCUGAGGCCACAAGAAAAAUCAAGCUGGGGCAGCUGAUUUGAAACACAGUAACCAUCAUGGAUGGGAAGAAAAGCAAUGAGAAAUCCUCCCAGCUUAGGAAGCAUCCAGUGUCCUGCUCUCGAAGAGCAGAACUCCAGCUUCCUGUUAGCCGCAUGGAGCGAUACCUCAGAGAGAAUAGUUAUGCUCCGCACCUGCCCUUCUCCACACCCGUUUUCCUGGAAGGAGUUCUGGAAUACCUGACAGCCAGUAUCUUGGACCUGGCACGCAAAGAGGCCCGUGGCAAGCGCAAGAAACACAUCCUCCCACAGCACUUGGAGACGGCAGCAGAAAAUAAUCAGCAACUUGGUCUCCGUUUUGGGGAUAGCAGGAAGUCUAUGCUGGAUGAGAUGACCCAAAACAAGAAGAAGUGAUAAGGCCUGCAUCUCCAAGUCUGGGGCACCUCAUGAACAGCCUCAUCCUGACCUCGUAACAGCCACAGAUGAG
Messenger RNA from Cavia porcellus (domestic guinea pig), 487 nucleotides. Its product is annotated as histone H2A-beta, sperm-like. Gene Ontology annotation, biological process: heterochromatin formation. NCBI's taxonomy places the organism in Eukaryota, Metazoa, Chordata, Mammalia, Rodentia, Caviidae. The record is from RefSeq and is a predicted model, not a curated record. Bases 61 to 414 code for a protein of 117 amino acids. Gene Ontology annotation, cellular component: nucleosome; chromatin. Gene Ontology annotation, molecular function: protein heterodimerization activity; structural constituent of chromatin; DNA binding. The transcript has a single exon.